Protopterus annectens (West African lungfish) is the source of this 3564-nucleotide messenger RNA. Its product is annotated as protocadherin Fat 4-like. The transcript is spliced from 7 exons. The record is from RefSeq and is a predicted model, not a curated record. NCBI's taxonomy places the organism in Eukaryota, Metazoa, Chordata, Ceratodontiformes, Protopteridae. The coding region runs from base 1 to 2847 and encodes 948 amino acids.
AUGAUUAAAGUAGGAAGCCAAAUUCUUGCCCUUCCUAAAGGAAAAAUGACAUAUAUUCUCCAACAAUCCAGAAAGUCUGGUAUCUGCCAGCAGGAUGUUCCAAUGAUGCUGGACACCAUCCAUCAGUGCCCCAGUGUUCCUACCAAAUGUGGUAAUGAAAUGUAUGGUAGAUUCACCCUCAUCAGCCUUAUUUUUGUAUUGGAGAAGGCUUUCCCUAUCAAUGGUGUCUACCCUGUUUUUGGCUUGGAGGACAAAUCCUGCCUUAUACCACCUGUUCCUGAAUCUGGAAGUAAGGUCAUCCCUGAAAUGCUGAUACGUACCACUAUCCAAGCAUAUACAUUUGACUCUUAUAAACUGAGACUUAGGAUUAUUUUUGCAAAUAUGUGGAGGAUGUUAGCUGGUGGCAUGCAGAAGGGAGUUAUAUUCAGGGAACUUAUGGCUGCAAGUUUGAAAGUGGAUGAAUGUCACGUGGCUCAACCAUCUGAGCUUUGUUUUGCUAGCAGCCCAGGCACUGGCACAGAGAGAUUGUUAGACACACAUUUCAGUAACAUGGUGAUUGGUGGAAUACACUCAAUUUAUCCUAUUCUGCAAAGGCAAGAUCAAGUGAAAACUGAUGACUUUGUUGGCUGUAUAAAAGAAUUCAAAGUAAAUGGAAUCCGUCUAGACCCUGAUCAAGCAAUAACAUCAUAUAAUAUCAAGAAAAGGUGUUCACGUUUAGAACCUAUGUGCCACAACAGUACCUGUAUGAAUAAUGAUUUAUGUACAGACCACUGGUUCUUUUACAUUUGUCAGUGCAUGAAAGGAUUCACUGGACCUCACUGUGAACAGAAAAUAUCAGCACUCAUUGCUAUUCAAUUUGAUGGGAAAUCCAGGCUUGAUUAUAUUAUAAAAGAGAGUUUCAAACGUAAAAUUAUGAAGGAACACUUAGAGAUGCCAACGGAUAAGAGGACAAUACCGAUGAAUGUUAGCAGUAUGGAGAUAAAGUUUCUUACAAGAAAAAUGAAUGGACUGCUUGUUCACAUUCAAGAAGGAACCAGCUAUACCUCUAUAAAGAUCUUUGGAGGAAAGUUACUGUACACUUCUGAAACUGGACAGGAGGGUUACACGCAGCUUGCCAUGGAUGAGAUUACAGUUUCUGAUGGCCAAUGGCACCUGCUGGCAUUAGAGAGAGAUGUCAGCUCUACCAAGAUCUUACUUGAUAAUCAACAUUUCAAAAAUGUUACCAGUCUGACACAAGACUUUGGAAGCAGCAAUGUGGAAAUAAUUUAUUUAGGAGGGAUGCCAUACUCACAUUCCAGAUUUGGGAAUGAACCUGGGUUCGAUGGCUGCAUUGAAUACUUCAUGUAUAACAAUAUGGCCCUUCCUUUCUCUGGCAUGAAUGAAAUGGCUGUUAUUCAUUUCCAUCAACAUUCAGUGCAAGUCAAAUGCACAGAACAAGAGUCCUGUAGUAGCAUGUACUGUUCUGGAGAAUCUGUUGCCAUUGCAUGUCUAACCCACCCAUGCCAUAAUGGGGGGACAUGCUUCUUCUCUGAAGAUGGUGUAAAUUACUGCAUUUGCAAAUUCUUUUUUACUGGUCCAUUGUGUGAGCUCUGUUUGACAGAAGCUAAUGAAGUUACAGCCUGUGGAGAAAUGGAAUCAAGCAUUCCAUAUUGGGCUUUAGCAGUAAGUGUUCCUGCCGUUCUUUCCUUUAGUGCAUUGGUUAUUAUUGCAUAUAUGAAAUACAAGCGUACAUCUAAUGAGGAUGAAAGAGAAAAAAGGAGAACAUUAGCAUUAUGUGAGAAAGGGAAAGACAACAAAGCAUUUGAGUUUGACGAUACCUGUGUUACAAACAUAGACGUAGCCCAGGAUCCUGAAAGGCAGUCAGGUGUAAUCAAAGGCAAAAAUGGUCAAAAUGCAAAAUGGAGCGAAUGUCAUGAAUCAGAGCAUUACAACCUAGACAAAACUAGCAGCAUUUCACUAUUUGGUAAUAUUGAUAUUACACUCUGCCAUCCAGUCAGUAAUCCUGAAAACAUGUGCCAGACAUCCAGCAGAACAGAACUGCAGUCUUUGGAAACAAAUAUGUCUGCUACAAAUUUAACUAAUGCUGAAUUGUCUAUGAAAAAAACACUGGCUGGGCUACCACCGUUCCUCAGAGAACACAUGUCUGUUGGCUAUAGAGAACACCUGCAGGUCACUAAACUGGCUACAACUGUUACUUCCAGCUGUCCAAGCCAGAAGAGAAGCUUGGCCGUUGAGGAAGCUCAGCACAGUGGAAAGCAAUACUCAGAAUCUCAGCUGAUGUAUGGGUCAGUACCUAUCAGGCAUAAGUAUGGAACUCCCAUGGCUCUCUCAUCAGAAGAGGUUGAAAAAAUAUAUGCCCCAAGAUUAUCAAUGGCCAACAUAACAACUGCACAGAAUGUAGCAUAUCAAAAUGCUAUGAUGCAUAGGAAAUCUCAAAUGAUUUUCACAUCCACAGAGAAAGAAGUAGAUACGCUUUCCUCAGACAGUGACUCUUACAGUUCUUUCACAUGUUCGGAAUAUGGCUGUGACAAGGAAGCCUUCUUCCUAUAUGACCAUUCAAAUGUGACUAUGUGCAGAAAACAGAUUGCAGUGGGAGAUGCCACUACAGAAAAUCACAAAACAAAUAAGUCUGAUGUCUGUCAGACUAUUACUUGGAAUUUGGACGAGGAUACAAAUCAAAGUGCUUCAUUUUGCAGUCAUUCAGCCAUUAACAUAUCUGGCAAUUGGAAAAACUUGAUAAACAUUGGACCAAGACUUGAAGACUAUGUAGAAGUUUUUAAAGACCUUGCAGAAAUACCUUUUAAGUUAAAAAAGGGGCAAACAGUUAUAUCAAGGAACAAGCAAUGACAAAGGAAGAAAUGUUCUGAUAUUGUUUUAUGAUUAAUGCUAACUAAAUGUAAAAAGUGAUUAAACAACUCAUGUUUUUCUGAACAAACAUAACCAUAUAAGCUUCCUGCAAGUAAGACCUGGGUCUUUUCUGCUUUAUCUGGCCAUUUUCUUACAUUCUGUAGUACUACUAAUUUCAUUUGGUCAUCUUUAUCCACCACUUUCAUUUAUGAAGUUUGCUUUAUAUCAAUCCCAUGCAUAUUUAAAAACUUAACUUCCAUUUCCUUUCGCAGCAGUUAAACUUGGAGACUGUUCCAUGCCUGCAUUACACUUCCCCUACAUACGGUAUAUUCUCAUGUCUUCCUAAAGUCUGGGAUUCAUAACAUUCUCUCGUUAACUGUCAUUUGUUCUAAAUAACAUUUAAUUCUGUCAUAUUCAUUCAGUUAGCUCUUUCUUCUAAUGUCUUGUGGUUGCUCACUUCCUCUUGCACUGCAACUUUUGAACUAUAUUUACCCAUGUUUUCCUCCAUACUUUGCUUACAGAAUUAAGCUCAGUGUUCCAAGUGAGGUAUGUGUGCUGGAGCAGUAACUUCAUGUUUUUAUUUGUGGAAUGUUUCCUUUCCUUUUACAAGUAACACAAUACUCCACCAACACUGUACUUAGAGAUAAAAUGCCAAAAGAGCAUGACAUUCAGCCAUGUCUUUGAUAAUAUGUUUCAUAGUUUCAUAGUUUCAUAGUA